UGUUUGCUUAUAUUUUGCAGGAUACAUUUAGGUAGGAUAUUACACAGAAGACUGAAAAUAUGAUUUAUAUACUAAGAAUGUGCAUACUUUGUAGCUUGAUUCGAUUUUUAAUUGCUCUCUCAUUGCUGUCAGACCAAACUAUUGGCAGCAUGUCCAGAACUUUCGUGACUAAUGGUGAUUCUCAAGAAUCAGACACUUUCCGUCACCUUCUUAAUUAAGAAAGCAUUAUCCGGAUGUCUUUAACGAAUACUGUUCAAACCCUGACGAGUAAUUUUCAGUCCCUGAUGAAGGACGUGUUGACAUUAAAGGAAUCCACGGGAUCUAGAAUUUCUCAGUUGGAGGCAAAGGUAGAGGAUCUCAAAUCAGAAAACCAACGACUUGAUUCUGAGUUACAGAGGAGCAAGGCAAAGGAAAGAAACUUAUCUUCGCUGGUUGCCUCUUUUCAGGCAUCAUUGUCGAAUGUUUCAAGUCUCGUUAACAAAUCAAAGAAGGUAGGUUUCUCCGCCUCAGUGUCAUCCAGCGAAAGUUCAUGGAACAGCGGGGCCCUGGUUUUUCCUUCCGUCAUAACAAAUGAAGGAAAUGGUUACAACCCAAGUACCGGAAUAUUUACUGCUCCUAUCGCCGGGAUGUACGUCUUCUUCGUGAAUGUUCAGAGUUAUCGUUCACAAACAAUUUUUGUAGACAUUGUGUUGAAUGGAUCAACAAAAGUCAGAACUAUGGCCUGGAGUAACGGUAAUGAUUAUUUCGAUGCCGGUCCGAAUAUGGUAGUGCUGACUAUUCAGAAGGGAGACGCGGUGUGGAUCACACGUCACUCUGGUGCAGGUUAUUACAACGAUGGUCCUAUCACGACUUUCUCCGGUUUUCUCAUACACAUGUAAUUAAAUCUGAAAAAGUUUAAU
Saccostrea cuccullata (small rock oyster) is the source of this 899-nucleotide messenger RNA. RefSeq names its product complement C1q tumor necrosis factor-related protein 3-like. The coding region runs from base 234 to 878 and encodes 214 amino acids. Lineage: Eukaryota; Metazoa; Mollusca; Bivalvia; Ostreida; Ostreidae. The transcript has 2 exons. Gene Ontology annotation, molecular function: protein binding. The record is from RefSeq and is a predicted model, not a curated record.